UCGCCACCCGUUAUCAAAUAUCAUGACGAGUACUUCCGACGUUAGUUCCGCUGGACUUGGCACGGGUUGUCCAGGGAAAUCCACGGUCGAGUCGUUCCCCCAACCCGCAGUACAACUUCUAACUACCAACGAGACACCUUCGCGUUGAUCAUCCAAGUCACGAUGUUGGCCCUAAGUCCAGAGAAUCCCGUUACCCAGGCGGUGUAUCUGCGAACCCUACCCUCUAUCAGAGAGCGCUGCUCCCGAGUUCACGAUCUUGCAAAACAGGGUAAGCUGAAGUACUUCGACUAUCACCCGGAAAAGGAGGAUGCUGCGAUCGAAUUCUGUGCGGGUGUCAUCGAGAGAGACUUCGGGAACAACUUUUCAGCCAUCCCCUCGCAUGGACGCUGGCGCCACCUAGAUGCAGGCCAGCCUCGCAUCGAACCCAUGCUUCACAGCUGGGAUACGUCAGGCGCGCUACCUGUAGACGACAAAGAGAAGUGCAAACGCCUGAUCGAUUUGUUCCUCGUGUCUGUUCUGCUUGAUGCAGGGGCAGGAAACCAGUGGUCUUACACUGAAACGGCGACUGGUCAGACGUUCAGCCGGUCGGAAGGGCUGGGCGUCGCGAGCGUGCACAUGUUUGUGGAUGGCCUUUUCUCGGGCUCUACGUCGCAGCCUUUCAGGGUAGAUGCUCAGGGGCUCUCCCGGAUUACUCUUGAUAGGGUUUCAAAGGCGAUGCAGGUCAGCAGUUCGAACGUGAUGGUUGGCCUCGAGGGAAGAACUUCCCUCCUGUCCAACCUCAGCGCAGCCCUUAAGGCGAAUCCUCAAUUCUUCGGCGAAGACGAAAGACCAGGGAACAUUAUCGAUUUUCUUGAAAGGGAAUCAAGACUUGAGAAUGCGACUCGACACGUUCACAUAUCCUCGUUGUGGGCUGCUUUGAUCGAAGGUUUGACCCCAAUUUGGCCUGUAAGGUUAACCCUCGGUGGUAUUCCACUCGGAGACGUCUGGCCGUGUACGGCAUUGAAGCAACCCGGUCAAGCUGAGGGGGAUGAUUUAGUCCCAUUCCACAAGCUGACCGGGUGGCUCACGUACAGCCUCAUGGAGCCCAUAGAAAAGAUCCUUGGGUGGAAGUUCGAUGGAGUAGAAGAUCUGACAGGAUUGCCAGAAUAUCGCAACGGAGGCUUGUUAGUUGACUUUGGCGUCUUGACCCUUCGCCCAACCGUUUUACCUUCAGAGUGUUAUGCGCAUGGGAGCGACAUCCCUCGGUUGAAACCCUCUCACCCUGUUGUUGUCGAAUGGAGAGCCAUGACCGUCAUAGAGCUAGAUCGCAUUGCCGAUAGCAUUAGGCGUAAAUACAAGCUGGGCAAGGACCAGUUAACACUUGCGCAGGUACUGGAGAGCGCGACAUGGAAGGGUGGGCGGGAAAUAGCUAAGAAGCUCCGACCUGCCACAGGGGGACCCCCAAUCGAAAUCGAGAGCGACGGGACAGUGUUCUAACCUCAACUCGAUCGAUGACGGAGCACUAAAUGUGACAGAGUGAAGUAACUUUGGGUGCUCGUGAGACGGCGUGUACAGUGGA
This is a messenger RNA of Pisolithus orientalis, 1558 nucleotides long. RefSeq lists its product as uncharacterized. The transcript is spliced from 7 exons. Lineage: Eukaryota; Fungi; Basidiomycota; Agaricomycetes; Boletales; Pisolithaceae. Bases 163 to 1476 code for a protein of 437 amino acids. The record is from RefSeq and is a predicted model, not a curated record.